Molecule: messenger RNA, 915 nt
Organism: Panicum virgatum (switchgrass)
Lineage: Eukaryota; Viridiplantae; Streptophyta; Magnoliopsida; Poales; Poaceae
Product: translation initiation factor IF-2-like
Exons: 1
Coding region: 116-619 (167 amino acids)
Source: RefSeq, a predicted model, not a curated record
CAACAGUCCAACUUACCAAACUCCUCGGUCCGGCGGCGGCGAGACGCCAUCUUCUUCUUCCUCCCCAAGGAGCUCACCGCGCCACCUCGCGCGCGCGCAGAUCGCACCGAAGGCAAUGGCGCCCCCCGAUCCCGCCGCGCAAGAGCCCUCCACACCCGCCGCAGCUGGCCGAGACGAGGCGCCGCGAGAACCGGUCCCGGAAUCAGCCGCGCCCGGAGCGGCGGCGGCGGCGGCGGCGGCGGAGGCGGAGGCGGAGAAGGGGGAGGAGGAGGAAGGGGAGUGCGGGUUCUGCCUCUUCAUGAAGGCCGGGGGCUGCAAGGACGCCUUCGUGGCGUGGGAGGAGUGCGUCGAGGCGGCGCAGAAGGAGGGCGCCGACAUGGUCGAGCGCUGCCACGAGGCCACCGCCAACCUCAAGGCGUGCAUGGACGCUCACGCCGACUACUACGCGCCCGUGCUCCAGGCCGAGCAGGCCGUCAACGAGCGCGCCGCCGCCGCUGCGAAAGAGGAACCAGCGACCGAUGCGGAGAAGAAGGGAGAGGCCGCGCCGCAGCAGGCUGCUUCGCCAUCGACGGCCCCCGGCGAGGGGAAGAAGGGAGAAGCAGUUGCCGAGAAGGUUUGAGUAACUAACAAUUGGCGGAUUGGUUAUUAGGUUCAUACUUCCUGAGGUUAAUUUUGGUUCCCUUUGUGGGGGAAAUAAGGCUGUUCCAUGCUUAAUUGUUGGGACGACGCCUAAUUGCUGGGACGUUGCUUUCAAUUUACGGAAGAAAUUCUGAUACUGUGCUGUUACGUGACCUUGAUAAUGCUACCUGUGGAUUAUUGGCUCUCUAUUCGUGCAUUGAAAUUGCAAAAUCCUCUGUUGUUUGCAAAAAAUUGUUGCUGGGUAGUUCAUUAAACAGAUUCCACUAGUAACUGCAA